Trematosphaeria pertusa is the source of this 1150-nucleotide messenger RNA. RefSeq lists its product as uncharacterized. NCBI's taxonomy places the organism in Eukaryota, Fungi, Ascomycota, Dothideomycetes, Pleosporales, Trematosphaeriaceae. The record is from RefSeq and is a predicted model, not a curated record. The coding region runs from base 483 to 971 and encodes 162 amino acids. The transcript is spliced from 2 exons.
AACUCCAAAUCGAAGGUGUUGCCUUUCGUAGGUAUGUCGGAGCCUCACAUCAGCACGGCGAUGAUGUAUACUUGGGAGAGCAUGGUAACACGGCAGCCGGCAGGGUAGUUGCUGUGAUUGGCUGAGCGAGCCUAGCCAGUUCUGCUUCGUAUCCUUCCUUCUACUUCCGCUUCCAACUCACCACUGUCUUUCAGUUGUUAAGGGCGAAGCGUACAGUAACGAGUUUCAGAAACGCCACAUCAGGUAUUCCAGCCAAAUAAAUUCGAUGCGGGUGGCCACCCACUUUGACCGGCGGAGGACAAAAGGGCGUUUGAGUGCAUAUCGAAAAAGGGCAAAUAUUGUUCGCCCUUCCUUCUGAGACAAGCUGAGCAUUGCCGCUGGGAGGCAUCGACUUAACGACGACACAAAUAUCAGUGUUGACGCCGCCACGCCAUUGUCACGCUUUUUCCUUCGUGCUAGGCACCUUCGCACACGCUCCCGGGAUGGAUCCCAAUAACCUGCUGUGGCCGCAUGGGCUCGACGAUUUGCUCAGCCUUUCCGACACACCACCCGACUUAUCAUUCUACCGUGGCAAUGACUCUUUUUACCAGUCCUGCGACGACAACUUCAAGUGCGGCGGCAUACAACACCUCGAACCAUGUCCAGAAAUAUCAACCUCGGAAGCGUUCUGCGCAUCGUCUAUUGAGCCGCACUUUGAUCAGAGGGCAAGUCAGCCAUCGUGUUUCGGGACUGAGCCAGCGGAUUUGUGGUACCGAACCGAGACGAGAACGAGCUACAUCUGCCUCUACCCGAACUGCAACAAGCGUUUUUCAAGAAUCUACGACCUUCGCCGUCAUCACCGGGGAAAACACGAGGGUACGGCUGAGUUUACUUGUCGCUAUCCUGGGUGCCGGAGGGGUAUCAGAGGGUUCCCGAGGAAAGACAAGCGGGAUGAUCACGAACGAAAGAUACAUGGGCCUGGCACGUUUUAGGUGGUUUGAGGCAUACGAAUUUCCUUUUGACCGGGUUUGAGAUGGGUCUAGGUUCGUUCUGACGAAAUGGUUGCUUGCUAUUCAUGGACGCAUUUUUCUAUUUUUGUAAGCUUCUUCAUGGAGACGUCCAGCCUACUCAGCACACCUACAAAGCAACAUGUUCUUCAAGUCAAUCUCCG